Myripristis murdjan (pinecone soldierfish) is the source of this 2915-nucleotide messenger RNA. It is a transcript of the gene sv2, whose product is annotated as synaptic vesicle glycoprotein 2. Gene Ontology annotation, biological process: transmembrane transport. The transcript has 13 exons. The record is from RefSeq and is a predicted model, not a curated record. Gene Ontology annotation, molecular function: transmembrane transporter activity. Bases 35 to 1675 code for a protein of 546 amino acids. Lineage: Eukaryota; Metazoa; Chordata; Actinopteri; Holocentriformes; Holocentridae. Gene Ontology annotation, cellular component: membrane.
GUGCGCGCCGCGUGCACAUUACACAGGACGUGCGAUGUCUCGUGUAGUGCGGUCUGGGGAUGCGGAGGCACGAGAGCCACUUCUCACCGGUGACCGCCUGCAGCCAAGCGACUUUGACACAGAUGAUGGUGACAUCAUUUUCGACAGGAGCACUGCUAACAUCCCACAUGACGCUGAUAAGAGUGCACAAAGAAGAUUAACAUACGAGGAAGCAGUAGAAGAAGCAGGUUUUGGGUUAUUCCAUGCAUUCCUGUUGGUGGUGUGUGGAUGGGCCAAUGCCAGCGAUGCUGUAGAGAUUCUGUGUGUGUCCUUUCUCCUGCCAACAGCACGCUGCGAUCUGCAGCUGAGCUCUUCAGACAUGGGCCUGCUGACUGCCAGCAUUUUCCUUGGAAUGAUGGUGGGUGGCUACCUGUGGGGAUAUUUGGCUGACCAGAGGGGGCGCCACAGGGUCUUGGUCAUGUCCCUGACAGUCAACGGGCUGUUCGGCGCUCUGGCCAGCUUGGCUCCGUGGUUCUGGCUCUUCCUGCUGUUGCGCUUCAUCAGCGGUGUGGGAGUUGGCGGUUCGAUCCCUGUUAUAUUCUCCUACUUCUCAGAGUUCCUGCCCCGUCUGAGGAGAGGUGCAAUGAUCAGUGCUCUGGCCACAUUCUGGAUGGCAGGAAACAUCCUGGCUGCAGGCCUGGCCUGGUUAGUGAUUCCAAGUUCCUGGGCUCACAUUUCCUUGGGAGGGCAUGAGUUUAAGAGCUGGAGAGUAUUUGUGGUGCUGUGCUCCGCACCCGGCCUCACCUCCGCUGUUCUUUUCAGGCUGUUCAUGCCCGAGAGUCCCAAGUUCCUCAUGGAGGCUGGCCAGGAGAAACAGGCACUCCGUGUUUUCCGUUUGAUGUUUGAAGUAAACCAGUGGGGAAAAGACACGUCCUUUCCAAUAUUUGGCUUGCAUACCAACUCCAUGCAAGGACGGGUAUCAGGGGAGAACAGGGGUCGGGGUUCAAACGGAGAACGUCUUGCCAGCCUUUUGAAAAUGGGCCUGGUGCCCAUUAGACAGCUGUUUCAUGGUCCACUCAGAUCCAGGAGCAUCGCUCUGCUGGUUAUCUUCUACUGCAUCUCCUUCGGCUACUAUGGGCUGUGGAUGUGGCUGCCCGAACUGUUUGAGAAAGCUGAGGUGGAAGGCUCCCCCUGCGCAAGCGCACCCCUCCCAUCUCCACUCCACAACAAAACCUGCUCUCCAGUCACGACAGCAGUGUAUAAGGAGGGCUUCCUCACCGCUGUCUCAAACUUGCCAGGCAACAUCUUCACCAUUCUUAUGAUGGACCACAGCGGCGGGAAGGCACUGCUUUCUUGCAGUAUGCUAGUGUCCAGCAUCAGUGUCUUCCUCAUCUAUGUGGUCCAGACCAAAGGUCAGAGCCUCAUCCUGUCCUGUGUCUUCAGUGCAGUGUCUGUCAUCUCCUGGAAUGCCCUGGACGUCAUGGGAACGGAGCUUUACCCAACUCACUUACGGUCCUCUGCCCUUGGUUUCUUCACAGGAAUUGGCCGAGUAGCAGCGAUCAUGGGAAAUGUAGUUUUUGGAAAGCUGGUGGACACAAACUGUGCUGUUCCAGUCCUGCUGGUGUCUACUCUGCUUCUGACAGGAGGAUUAGCAGCCCUCCUGCUUCCACAAACCAAGCAGACAGAGCUCACCUGAUCCCUCAGGGUCUCUUCCACCAUAUCUUACAAGUACAUGCAAAUUAGACACAAACACCCCCUUAGCUCUUGUGGAACCAGACUAGGGGAUCGAUGCCUAGAAGCUCUCUGCUGAUACAUUUUGCCUACAUCCUAAAUCCUGUGCCUUGUGUCUUCUCUGUUGAUUUUCCUCCUACCUUGAAUGGUGCCUCUUUUAAGAUGCCAGAAAUACCAAGAGAAAAUAUUGUUAAAGGGCAUUGGUCUCUGUCUGCCUUCCAAGUGCUAUUAUUCAACAAAGUGACUAGGAAGACAUGGCAGUGGAAUAUUAUGAGCUUGUGACAUAAGUGCCGAGGAAGCAUACCAUCCAAUUGAACCACAAGGACACCUCCAAAAAGUUGAAGCGAGUUUCUAAUCUCAAAAUGAAGUUUCUUUUUAUCUUAUUUUUCAAAAAGGAUUGUGCUGAAAAUGAUGUUAUAAAACAUUCUGGGGUACAAUCAGUGAUUGGAUCAGAGACUGAUGCGCGUGUGCUCAGUUAAAAAAAAAAAAAAAAAAAAAAUCUCCUUGAAUGCUGUUGUCACCUUGAUCUUGAAAGAAUGUUCUGGCUUUUAAGCAGCAAUACUGAUUAUCCGAUUAUUCAGCCCAGGCUGUUAUUUGGUGCUUAAGAGGCAGAAAGUGUAGUGCUAUUCAGUGGGGCUUAAAAGCAUUUUUCAGAAAAAUAUCACACAGCCCAACACCAUGUGUUGUCAGACUGUCCCUGUAUAAAGUGACUAUGUGUCAUUUUUUUCUUCUUCGGGGCAUAUUGUAAGCAUUAAUCUCAGUUAACAUAACCCUGUUGAAAGGAACCAUUUCAUGAAAAAAGAGGUUGGCUUCUUAAAAACUAGAGCUGUUCCUUAUGUUAUACAUAAAUGCACAAUAAGCUGUGCAUGAUAUAUAAAUACUGUGCACAGCAUCAGCAUUCAUUGGAAGGAAGUAAACGGGUAUGUUAAAAGCAUUAUUAUUAUUGACAUGGAAAGCAAAACACUAUUGAAGAAGAACGUAGGAAGAUGUUGAAAUCAGGGACGUAUUUCCACUGCCAGUUUGCAUCGUGCUGUACACGUUCCUCUGUUUUUUUUUACACAACAGGACCAAUAGUCAGUUCAGCAUUCAGUGGAAGACCAAAGAGUGCCAGUGUCCUCCUACAAUCACAGCAGUACGUCUGUGUUCAGACGUUUUCGCAGUGCUUCAUGACUACCAAAGUAGUUGCAAAUAAACUGUUUUGUUUC